UUGACUGUUUACUCAGUUGGUGCUUGAAGACUGACAAAUGAUUAACCCCCUGGAAUCCCUGGUUAGACCCCAGUUGUGGUCAUGAGUUCAGCCUUUGGAACCGCAGGCUUAAAUUGUUUUUCCAGGAUUCUACCCAGUCGGGCGUCCCUGCCCGGACUCUGCUAUGGAAACCCUCCCUUGGGAGAGAGUGGUGCGCAGGGGGCGUGGGAAGUGAAGGGAGGAAGCCUCUGAGGGCUGCGGGGGAGGCGGGAGCCUGAGCCAUCCCGGCCACCAAGGGAUCCCUGGUCACCUCCCCUGUCCUGUUCUUCCUGGAUGAAACAAGAAGAUAACCAGGGCAUGUGUGAAGCCCAGGACUCAGAAGACAAAGGGAUGGGCACUGAUUUUGAGAACUCUGAAGACAGGGAAGGGGACCCGGAAGAAAGAGGAAUGGGCUCUAACCCACACGACGCAGACAAGAGAGAAGGCCGCCCAGAGCAGGAGACGGGCUCCAACCCACAGGAGGAAGCUCCCAGGGGGCACUCAGAUGAGAGAGAGCUGGUGUCUGACAUCUGCACAGAGGGGCUGCUGAGUGAGGAAGGAGGGAUUGCUCUCCGUGAGGAAGAGGAUGACCAAUCUGGAGUAGCUGAAAUGGCGAUGUUCCCAGGACUGUCUGAGUCCGACAGCGUUUCCCGGAGUCCCCGAGAAGAGGAGGAGGAGGAGGAGAGCGCGGGGGAGAACCGCCUAGAGGAGGAAGAGGAGCAGCCGCCCCCUCCGGUGCUUCCCUGGAGGCGGCACCUCUCCCUGGGGACCCGGCACCGGGGCGAAAAACCUGCCCACCGCCGCUUCCGCCGGCUCCACCACCCCAUGGCCAUGGACCUCGGGGAGCUCGACAGCCUGAUGGCCAGCAUCAUGGAUGCGCCCACCAUCUGCCCCGACUGCGGGGAGAGCUUCAGCCCGGGCGCCGCCUUCCUGCAGCACCAGCGCAUCCACCGCCUGGCAGAGGCCGCCGCGGCGGCCAGCCUGGAGCCCUUCGGCUUCGCGGCGGACCUGGUGAAGCACCAGCGCGUGCACACGGGCGAGAAGCCCUACAUGUGCUCCGAGUGCGGCGAGACCUUCAGCGUCAGCUCGCACCUCUUCACGCACAGGCGCACGCACUCGGGCGAGCGGCCCUACGUCUGCCGCGAGUGCGGCAAGGGCUUCGGGCGCAACUCGCACCUGGUGAACCACCUGCGCGUGCACACGGGCGAGAAGCCCUUCUGCUGCGGCCAGUGUGAGAAGCGCUUCAGCGACUUCUCCACGCUCACGCAGCACCAGCGCACGCACACGGGCGAGAAGCCCUACACCUGCAUCGAGUGCGGCAAGAGCUUCAUCCAGAGCUCGCACCUGAUCCGCCACCGGCGCAUCCACACCGGCAACAAGCCGCACAAGUGCACCGGCUGCGGCAAGGGCUUCCGCUACAAAACGCACCUCGCGCAGCACCAGAAGCUGCACCUGUGCUAGGGCUGGGCCCGGGGAGCGCGUCGGGACUAGUUGUCCUGGGGACAGACCCUAGAGAAGGAAAUGGGGGAGGGGCGGGAGGGACAAUCUGAGAAUGGCUGGGGAGCCUUUAGGUGUUUGGGGUCCUGAAGGGGAAGGUAGAGUAAGAGUUGUUCUUUCGGGGUGCUGGGUUUUUGCCUGCCUCUUCAUCUUUGGGAGAUGUGCUUGAGCCUGGUGACUUCAUAUACACGCCGUAGGGGUAAAGAGCGUGGAGGGGCAGGCACUUGAGGACCUUGAGGAAGGCGAGCUAGCGGGGUAGGGGAGGGAACCGGAUGGCAGGCAAUAGAAUAGUUUGGGCUGUGAUGGUCUAGGGGAAGCAGGGAGGGAGUGUGGUUGGAGUGAGGGUUAUUGGGUAAAGCAAAAAGUUGGCGUGAAUAAUUCUAUCCUGGUUUCACCAGGUAUGGAGCCACUGUUUGCCCUGUCCCCCCACAUCAGCUCUAGUCCCACGAAAAGUAGAGGAACCUUGUCAAUCUUACAGGAGUGGAUACUUUGUGUCCGCUUCCCUUCCUCUCUCUGAGCCACCGUUAGCUGCUAUUUUGAGACAUCCAGGGGAAACUGGGCAGAAAAGCUACACACCCUCAUUUCAAGGGCCGAAUUUUGGAGGUUUGGAAAUUCUUUCAUAACUGGUUUUCAGAUCUUGGAAAUCUUGGUCCUGCUCCUGGUUCUUGGCUACUUCCUCUAAAAUAUUGUAGCUUCUUGCUGGGUCAAGGUUGUCUAUGUGGAUGACCAGACCCCUGCCCCUGGUGUCAGGUGUGUUCCAGGCCCAGGAUUUCCUUCAGGUCUCAUCUGUGAUCCCAGCUCUGUGUGACUUUUCCUUUCCCGAGUCUGCUUGAUGUUUGUUUCAAGUUGCCCCGGUGACCUGCUACAAAAGUCCAGUAGCUUAGAGUUUUGCUGGCCUUGUGGGAUAAACCCAGGAAAGCAAAUGUUCACAUGUUGGGGUGCAAGGCUUCUUCCUCUUAUUUGCCUUCACUUUUUAUCUGUGUACCCCUCCCCCUCUGCAGUAAUGGAGGCGCUAUUCCAACCCCCACCUCCAUCCCUAUUGAUAUGGGUUCUGGUGUGAGUAGAAAUUUCUCUUUCCUAUGUAGGGAGGCACAAUAGAAAGCUUCAGACUUUACCCAAGGAGGGCACAAGCAGGGAGAGGUGUAAAUGCAAAAUUGCCAAAUAGCACAAGCAAUGAAUGUUUUCUGGUUGUUAUAUAAAUGCCAAAAGAGCACUUUUGUAUUUGUAAAGUGCUUUAUGCUUUUUAAUGAUUGUUAGUUGUUUCUCGCGUCUUUGUGAGGUAGAGCAGUAUUAUGACCCCCGUCUUAGGGCGGGCCUGGGGACAGGGGUGCAGUGCGCAGUUCUGAAGAGAGGCAGUGACGGUGUGGAUAGGUGUGGUCUGACUUUUUGUGCUCUCCAGCUCAGCUGCUAGGAAGACUUACCUGCCGUGAUUUAUAUCAUAAAAUAAGGACACUGAACAUUCUUAAUGCUUGAUGGAAAACUUAAGGCUAGUCUAGAAGGGCCAAAGAUGUCCUAGUUGACAAAGCUGGUCUUUGUCAUGUAAUUAGAGUGUCCUAGAGAUGUUCCAUUUCUAGUAGGGACUGUAGUUAGAUGACUCUUGUAUAGACUUCAGUGACCUCUGCUGAACACCCCUCCCUUAGGUUAGCCUUGAGAAGGUAGAGUUGUGGAAAGCAGUUUUGUUUUCUUUGCUAGUGAUUAUUGCCCUACACUUUUCAUGGAAGUAUCUUCACAAACUGUUGGACACACUUGAAGGGAAAAAAAAAAGCCCACAAGAUUGUUUUUGUGAUUUUAGCAACUUUCUAUGGAUACUGGUGAUUUAUACUUGAUCAGUUGUAUUCAAGCAAAGAACCUCCUUGGGUACCACAGGAAAGCAUGUUUUUGCCAUUAUAAAAAACACUUAUUUAAAAACCCUGAGAAUUCGGGGCUUGUGUCAAGCCUGCUGAUCUUGCCCUGUUGAUCAGUUUAUUGUUAUUCACAAAGGCGAACAGAUUUUCGAAAUAUAGAUAGUUCUGGAAGAUCCGAAUUCCUUUUAAUUUUCUUUUAGUCAAGAGUAGUCUGAGUAAAGCAAGCGUCCAUUAUUUAUUCUGACUUGUCAUCUGAAUACUAAGUGUGUAAGACUCACAGGAAAAUAAUAGAGCCAAUUUGCAGGUGCCCUUGCUCCUUUGUGUGUUUUUUUUUUCCAUGCACAUCUACCUCUUCCAGCUGUUUUAAGUUCUCUUGAGUCUGUGCGUAUGAAAUCUCAUCCAACUUUUGAUUAUUCAUGGGUUGAUGAUCAACUUUAUGGGUGACUUGGUCUUUUGCUGAAGUUUUCAUACUAUUGCAUAAUCUCCUCAGCACCCAGGGUGUCCUGUAGCAGCAGAUUUCGAGAGUGGGUUCAAUGAGGAGAAGAGAUUGAAGUUAAUGUGAAAUAAUUUAAUGGCAGUGGAAAUCUUUGGAUUUCAUUGACCUUUCCUGUUCUGUCUAUUACCUUGGAAAAGAGAGCCAGCUACUACUUCUGUAUCUCUCCUGUGAGCGCAUCCUUUAGCAAAGAAGACAGUCCAGCCAUCAAUGCCCCACUCUCCUGGUGCAUCUCAAAUGUGAUUCCAUUUCUCUUACAAUUCUUCAGGGAACAUAUCUGCGUUAAGUGAGGUUGAAUGCAUUCAGGAGGUUGUUUCUUGGAUCUAGUUUUAGGAUUUCUAAAGCAAACCCUGGCAACUGGUUCACCCUUGAAAACGUUCAUCUGAAGAUUCCUUCCACCAAGUCAUUCAUGAUGGUGGAGGCAAGUGUAUCAUUUGUUCCCUGAGGAGUUUGGUCAAGGGCAGGCCGCCCUUUACGGAGCAGAACCUGGAGCAGUUUUAAAUAGGUUAACUGGCUUGAUUAAAUAUUGAACGCUGUGUUCGAAGAAGAGGAGGAGAAGUUAAGCCCUUGAGCCAUGUGGCCUCUUCAAGAUCAGGAGGCUAUACAUAUGUGAAAAAAGACAAACUAAGAAACCGUGUUCAUAGACAAUCUGAACUGUUUCUAAAGUGUGUGCGCAUUUUCCUUUCCUGUAAUGUUAUUUUACAGCCGUUUGUUAAAAUAGUGAAUAAUUUAAUGAUCCUAAAAGUAACAGGUUUUGUAUGUGUGUGUGUGGGUGUGUGCUUGUGUAUGUGAGAAUUGCCUUAUUUUCAGGUGGUUUUAUUUAAUAAUGGUUCCUUGGACAGCAUUCUGGCGUCCAGCAACCAAUCCGGAAUAUUUGUCAUUAAAUCCAUAUCCGUCUUUUACCA
Vicugna pacos (alpaca) is the source of this 4757-nucleotide messenger RNA. NCBI's taxonomy places the organism in Eukaryota, Metazoa, Chordata, Mammalia, Artiodactyla, Camelidae. The record is from RefSeq and is a predicted model, not a curated record.